Messenger RNA from Octopus sinensis (East Asian common octopus), 1227 nucleotides. Its product is annotated as craniofacial development protein 2-like. NCBI's taxonomy places the organism in Eukaryota, Metazoa, Mollusca, Cephalopoda, Octopoda, Octopodidae. The record is from RefSeq and is a predicted model, not a curated record. The transcript has a single exon. Bases 1 to 1227 code for a protein of 408 amino acids. Gene Ontology annotation, molecular function: catalytic activity.
AUGGGGAAAGGCCUGGCACCCUACCCCGUUUCUUCUUGUUGCCUUGCAAAUUCUUCUGACAAACCUUUCACGGAUCCUUCUGCCCAAAUUGUCAAUAACGUUAACCCUUUUCCUACUAAUGUGCGCAUUGCGGAUUCUCACAAAAUUGCAACGUGGAAUGUAAGAGGACUUAGUUCCGGGAAAUUGGACAUUGUAAAAUCUGAAAUGCGUCGUUUAAAUAUUGACUUACUUGGCAUAAGUGAAGUCCACUGGAAAAACAAUGGUUGUUUUCAGUCUGAUGAUUUCGUGAUUUAUUAUUCUGGCAAUGAACAUAUGAAAAGAAAUGCUGUCGCUUUCAUUACUUCGAAAAAAUUUUCCCAUUUCAUUGAAAGUCAUACAAUUAUCAGCGAUCGUAUUAUUCUUAUCCACGUGCGUGGAAAACCACUGCAUCUUACAUUUAUACAAGUUUAUUGCCCAACUACUGCGGCAAACGAUUAUCAAAUUAACACCUUCUAUGAUGAGCUCCAGGAUUCCUUGCGUAAGACGCCAAAGAAUGCCAUAAUUUACAUAUUGGGUGAUUUCAAUGCAAAAGUUGGAAGCCUCAAGCACAAUGACACCGUUGGGAAUUUUGGUCUGGGUCUAAGAAAUGAUGCUGGGGAUCGCUUGAUUCAGUUCUGCGAAGAAAAUCGGUUCCGUAUUACCAAUACCUGCUUUCAACAACCUAAGAGAAGACUAUAUACAUGGACUUCUCCUGAUGGAAAAACCAGAAAUCAGAUUGAUUAUAUUCUAUGCAGCAACCGGUGGAAGAGUUCCAUAACUGCCAUCAAGACUUUUCCCGGUGCAGAUUGUGGAUCGGACCAUGAACUACUCGUUGCUAAAAUCCGCGUCAGACUCAGUAGAAUAAAACAUAAAAAGCAUGGAAGAAAUUUAGACCUUCGAAAUAUCCCAUCUGCCUUCUCCGCCCAGGUUGAAGAAAAUUUCAAACUGUUGGAUACUAACGGAGCUGCACCAGAGGUUCUGUGGCUCAGCAUAAAGUCGAUCAUCAACACUGCGGCAGAAAAACAUCUGUCCAUCAAAAAAUCUGACUCUAAAUGCGAUUGGCUAUCAGAAGAUACUAUUAAAAUUGCUCUCUGUCGUAGAGAAGCAAAGGCUUCUGGCAGGAAAAAGGAUGUCGUCUUUCUAAAUGCCAAAUUCCGCCAUGCAGUCAGGAAGGACAAAAAUGAGUAUUGGCAAAAGUGUUGCACUUAG